CCUGACAACAGCAGAAUUCACAACAUCAACAGCUCCCCUGACAACAACAGAACUCACAACAUCAACAACUACCCUGACAACAACAGAACUCACGACAUCCACAGCUCCUGAUACAACAACACAACUCACAACAUCAACAGCUCCUGAUAUGACAACACAACUCUCAACAUCCACAGCUCCUGAUAUGACAACAGAACUCACAACAUCAACAGCUCCUGAUAUGACAACACAACUCUCAACAUCCACAGCUCAUGAUACAACAACAGAAAUAUCAACAUCAACAACAACAACAGUUCCUGAUACAACACAACUCACAACAUACACAGCUCCUGAUACGACAACACAACUCACAACAUCAACAACUCCCCUGACAACAACACAACUCACAACAUCCACAGCUCCUGAUAUGACAACAGAACUCACAACACCCACAACUCCUCUGACAACCACAGAACUCACAACAUCCACAACUCCUGAUACGGCAACCGUACUUAAAACAUCAACAGCUCCCCAGACAAUAAAAGAACAACCAAUAUCCACAACUCUUCAGACAACAUCAACAGCUCCCCUUCAGACAAUGGUCACAACAACAGAACUUACAACAUCAACAGCUUCCAAGACAACCACAGAACUCACAACAUCAAUAGCUCCUAAGACAACAACAGUCACAACAGAACGUACAACAUCAACAGUUCCUGAUACAACAGUCACGACAAAAUCUACAUCAUCCACAGAUCCCAAGACAGCAUCCACAACAAGAGAUCUUAUAACAUCCACAGCUCCUGAUACAACAACAGAACUUACAACAUUUACAGAUCCCCAGACAACAGUCAAAACAACACAGGUUACAACAUCCACAGCUUCCCUGGCAACAUCAGGGCUAACAACAUCAACAGAGCCCAUGGCAAUAUCAGGGCUCACAACAUCAACAGAUCCCUUGGCAACACCAGGGCUUACAUCAUUCAUUUCUCCCCAGACAACAGUCUCAACAACAGUGCCUCACACAACAAGUAGUACAACAACAACCACAACAUCAUCAAUGACAUCUUCUACAGCUACUAAUUCAACCACACCAGCUGUUCCAUCACCUACGUUAGUUACAGUAGCCAAUGUGGAGUUCACGACCAACGAAACCUAUGAUUCUGCCCUGGCUGACAGACAAUCCACUGCCUUCAAGGAACGAGAGUCACGCCUAAAGCAAGAGCUGGAGCCGUUCUUCCGUGAAGACUACGGUCCCAACUUUGUUGGCCUGACGGCAAGAAGCUUCAGGGCCGGCUCGAUUGUCCACAGCACUGACCUAACCUUCCACACCAACACAAGUAUCCCCACUGAGGAAGCCAUAUUCAACACGAUGAUACGAGCCGGCAGGAGCGGCACCACGACCCUCCCCAUCACCCAUGUAAACGGCACAGCUUUGAUUACCAGUCUAGUCAGCAGCACAACGAGCCUCUUCAAAGUCUGGAACCUGGGGGUGGCAUCCCUGCUGCUGCUGGCGCAGUGGUUGGCUCACUGACCUGUCAAUCAAUGCACAGUCACCUAAGCGAUGGAGGCGGGACCAGGAAGGAUUUUUUUAAAUGUAGUGCUUUAGAAAAAACUAAACAUGAAAGUCAUGCACAUGUCAUAGUACAUAGAACUACAACAGACUACUGCUCCCAUAAAAGCAUCUGUUUUUUAUUUUUUUUUUAUUUGGACUAAACGUCCAGGCUUCAAUGCUAUUUUUGUCUAAAAUGGAACCGUUUUGCCAAAUUUUGACCAUCAAAAUGAAUACCUGAGUCUGAUUUUUAUACUCAUGCCGGUAAAAUCUGUAUUUGGCAGAGGAAACUGUCCUGUCACGUGCAUAAUUCUUUCCCCAAUAAUUUGAUUUUGAAAAUGCGAUAGCAUGUUUACAUAAAUAAUAUAUGUCUUAAUAAAUAGGUAGCUAAGGUGUACAUUAGUAACAGUAUUGUUUGCACUAUCUCGAUCCUAAGUUAUUACUGUAGUUACAAACGUCUAUGUACGGAAGUACAUAAGAGUUUAUUAUUUAUUGCUUAUUAUUCAUGUUCCUGAAUUGAUUGUGA
Messenger RNA from Alosa alosa (allis shad), 2057 nucleotides. RefSeq names its product cell wall protein DAN4-like. The record is from RefSeq and is a predicted model, not a curated record. The transcript is spliced from 5 exons. Bases 149 to 1513 code for a protein of 454 amino acids. Lineage: Eukaryota; Metazoa; Chordata; Actinopteri; Clupeiformes; Clupeidae.